Corythoichthys intestinalis (scribbled pipefish) is the source of this 4572-nucleotide messenger RNA. It is a transcript of the gene tub, whose product is annotated as TUB bipartite transcription factor. Gene Ontology annotation, biological process: protein localization to cilium. NCBI's taxonomy places the organism in Eukaryota, Metazoa, Chordata, Actinopteri, Syngnathiformes, Syngnathidae. The transcript is spliced from 12 exons. The coding region runs from base 289 to 1800 and encodes 503 amino acids. Gene Ontology annotation, cellular component: cilium. The record is from RefSeq and is a predicted model, not a curated record.
GUUGAGCAGCUUCCAGACACGGCGGCGCCUCCCCUUUAAUCAAGAGGAAGCCUUGGUACACGCGCGAGUUGACAAAUCGACAUCGAUCUGCGUGGAGCCAAUGAAAACGCGCAUGCACGCCGAACUGACAGCCAACUCGCGCGCCCCUGUGCCUCUUUGUCGUUAGACGAGUACGUGAAAAACCAACAGGAACGCCGCCUCUGCUCACUGGAAACCCGGGGUUGAGGACGAGGACUGACCGACCGACCGACCGACCAAGGCUUGCCACACGGCAGUCCAGCCGUAGAAAUGGAAGGGGUCGCCAGCAAUAGGAGCAUGUCGUAUAGCCGAUGGAGCUAUGACAGCACUUUAGAUGACGAGGGCACCAACCUCCGACAGCAGAAGCUUGAUCGACAGCGAGUGCUCCUUGAGCAAAAGCAGAAGAAGAAGCGUCAAGAACCUCUAAUGGUCCAAUCCAACGUGGAUGGCCGAUCUCGGACCCGUCGCACCAAACAGAGUGAGGAGCAGGCUCCGUUGGUGGAAUCCUACCUCAGCAGUAACAGCAGCACCAUCUACCAUUUGCAAGAAGCCAAGCAAGAGGAGAUGAAGACGAAGGCAGACCCACAACCGCCUCGCUCAGCGAAAAAGGGCAGAGCGUCAGCAAGCUCAACUCCUCAGACAGGCAGCGACAAGAAGGAAAGGAAGGGGAAGCACAAAGCAGGGAUGGACAGCUUGGCCUGCCAGUCAGACGAUGGUCAGAUCCAAAUCUUAACUGUGGGUCACCCCUCGUCAGAGGACGGUGAGGGUGAACCAGUCAUGAGUUGCACUCCGUCACAGAGCAAGCAGGACCUACGGGUGACCAUGUUAAAAAAAGGCAUAUCUAGCAGUAUGAAUUUUGAUGAAGAAGAAGAUGAUGACGAUGAAAUCAGUUCCACUUCCUCUCAGCUCAACAACAACACAAGACCAGGCUCUGCCACCAGCAAGAAGUCAUGCAAGGAUGUCGCUUCAGCGCCAACCCCACCGGUCACUGAGCCUGCCAUUGAUGUCGAAGACCUUGAAGAGUUUUCGUUGCGACCUGCGCCUCAGGGGGUCAGGGUGAAGUGCAGAAUCACCAGGGAUAAGAAAGGCAUGGACAGAGGCAUGUAUCCCACCUACUACCUUCACUUAGAGAGAGAAGAUGGCAAGAAGGUGUUCCUGUUAGCAGGCAGGAAACGAAAAAAGAGUAAAACUUCAAAUUACCUUAUCUCCAUUGAUCCCACUGAUUUAUCCCGAGGUGGAGAAAGCUUCAUUGGUAAAUUGAGGUCAAACCUCAUGGGAACUAAGUUUACUGUAUAUGACAGUGGUCUGAACCCUAUGAAGACCACCACCAGCCUUGAAGACAAUAAUAUGCGCCAAGAACUUGCAGCCAUUUGCUAUGAAACCAAUGUAUUAGGAUUCAAGGGACCUCGUAAAAUGAGCGUCAUCAUCCCCGGAAUGAACAUGGACCACGAAAGAGUGUCAAUUCGCCCACGAAAUGACCAUGAGUCAUUAUUGGCAAGGUGGCAGAACAAGAACACGGAGAGUGUAAUUGAACUUCAUAACAAAACUCCAGUAUGGAAUGACGAUACACAAUCAUAUGUGCUCAACUUCCACGGCCGAGUCACCCAGGCCUCUGUCAAGAAUUUCCAAAUCAUUCAUGACAAUGACCCUGACUACAUUGUGAUGCAGUUCGGCCGUGUGGCUGAGGACGUGUUCACCAUGGACUAUAACUACCCAAUGUGUGCCCUUCAAGCCUUUGCCAUCGCCCUCUCCAGCUUUGACAGCAAGUUAGCCUGCGAAUAGAAGAUGGCAGCCUGAAAUUUAGUGGCCAACUGGUCCCUGUGUGGCCUCGCCAAGGGCUGUAAAUGAAACACAGGGGCUGCUCUUGACAAAUCCAAAAAACCCAGUACCCCCGAAAAUCAUGCGUACCCCAAUAUGCUUUGUGGGCCUCAAGUUCUGCGUGGUUGCGUGUGUGUGUGCUUGGAAAAGGGUGUCAAGCACAAAGAGUUAAAAAAAAAAAAAAAAAGGAAAAAUAGUUUGUUUUGUAAUUAUUUUGGAGCAGGUGUACAUUCUAAAAAAAUGUUUCUUCAUGUAAUAACUAGAGAGAUUUAACAUUCUUUAUCUGUGACUAAUAAUUGCAUAUUUGUACAUUUUGAGAGUUGGCUACAUUUUAUGUAUCUGUCAUGAAAAUAACCCAAGGUGAAAAAAAGACACCCUCAAGCAUGACUAGAUUCUAGAUUUAAAAAUAACAUGCAUGUUAAAGGCUAUUUAUGUUGAUAUUUAUGUAUUUAUUACAUGUUUUGUUCUUCUUUGGACAGUAUUGGCUCUGUGGAGCUGCAAGCACAUCAAAGACAAAGCGUCCACACAAAACAAUUGAAAGGGAGCAGGGAAAAGGCGUGUUACACUGUGCUGUGUACCGUACAAUAUUGUGUCACUGGGUCACAUAUGUGAAUGUAUCGAAUAAUGGUGCACUUUAAUUUCAAACCAGUAGUGGUGGAAAUAUAGCUGUACGUCGUUUCUGGUGCCUUUGAACACUAAUUGCAGUGCUACGCUUUGGCUGUAAAGUGAGCUCUUUGCUGUUCUAGCUAUCCCAACAUGCAUUGGAAUGAAUGACUUUGCUCAUUCACUGCCAUUGACGGCUAAAGUAGUCAAAUGGGGGCAAGCAGUGAUUUCAACAGUACAAUAGAUUUUGAAUAAAUAAAUUACUAAAAUGAUAAGCCCAUGGAGGAAAAUCUGUUCAAUUACAACUUGGUUAGAAGUUAGUACACUUCACUUAGAUGUAACAUUGUUCUUCGUAUGAUCUCUGAAGACCACAUGGAUUUGACACAUCCUCAACACGUGCAUGUUGCAUCUUUUCGCUUCUUUUUCCUAUUUUUCAUUUUCCUCUGAUUGACAUCUUAUAGGCUGUACGUUGGUUUUGAGAAAUUCAGUGCAGAUGCUUCUUAUUGGGUGUCAUCUUUUCUUACCAUUUUAUACUUUAUCACCAUAAAAAAAUCAAUGAAGGCAAAGAACAAUCUCUAAUGCCACAACUGUGACUGUGGAUGAUGAGGUAAUCUUUUAUCAUAUGUGCUAUUCUUGUACUUAAUUGUGUUCUAACUAUUUUGGAUUUCUAUUUCGAAACUUGAUACUCAGUGUGAUGUCUGCUUUUCAGUAUGUGUGAUCAGGAUCCCUUGCUUCUCACUUUGUUUUAGUGGUCGUGAUGAUGUACAGUGAAUGAUGUGUGACUUAUGUGAUGGUAUAGACACUCUUUUAUCAUGACAAAAGAGGUGAACGAAUAAAAAUAGUAUGUUUACUUUUGUUUUCGGUGGAAGUAUUCAAAAGUUGCUUUCGUUUAAAUUAGGGCUGUCAAACGAUUAAAAUUUUUAAUUGAGUUAAUCACAGCUUAAAUAUUAAUUAAUCGCAAUUCAAACCAUCUAUAAAUUAUGCCAUAUUUUUUUGUAAAUUAUUGUUGGAAUGGAAAGAUAAGACACAAGACGGAUAUAUACAUUCAACAUACUGUACAUAAGUACUGUAUUUGUUUAUUAUAACAAUAAAUCAACAAGAUGGAAUUAACAUUAACAUUCUGUUAAAGCGAUCCAUGGAUAGAAAGACUUGUAGUUCUUAAAGGAUAAAUGUUAGUACAAGUUAUAGAAAUUGUAUAUUAAAACCCCUCUUAAUGUUUUCGUUUUAAUAAAAUUUGUAAAAUUUUCAAUCAAAAAAUAAACUAGUAGCUCACCAUUGUUGAUGUCAAUAAUUACACAAUGCUCAUUGUGCUUAAACCCAUAAAUUCAGUCGCACCAAAGCGCCAGCAGAGGGAGACAAAAAACACAAGUAACAAGUGGACAUGUCACUGUGCUGUCAUUUUAAUCUGUUUGAGCGGGGCAUGUGCGUUAAUUGCGUCAAAUAUUUUAACGUGAUUAAUUCAAAAAUUAAAAACCGCCCGUUAACGCGAUAAUUUUGACAGCCCUAGUUUAAAUAAAUGUUAGGCUUAUUGGUCGUGGGUUUGAGGUCUGAGCAAGUACUGUACUUGGGCAUGGACAUAGGAAGUGCCGAGUGUAACAUGAUUUUAAAAAAUUGACUGGUCAUUUGCUAACAUUUGACAUUCCUCAUAAAAAAAAAAAUUGUGAGGUUUAGAAAAACUUUUAAAUAGUUAGAUUAUAAACGAAGCCCCCGUGGACCCCCCCCCCUUAAAAAAGUCAAUAUUGGCUCCAAAUUACAUAUCAAGCAGGUGCAAACUUUUUUUCCCCUAAUAAACAUAUUGAAUUUAGUAGUUUAGAAUAAAUUAAUUUACUAUAUGGUGUUAUUACUCUGGUACUACUGCAGCUCCUUACACUGUUGUACAACAGUAACCUGGCAAUCAUGAUGCGGCUGUUGUUACUCUUCUUCUUCUUUCAUCCAGGCCACCUCAGUCAAAUUAGAGGAAUUCAGUAGUGGUACUGUGUGUGGCAGCACAUACAUAGAUGUCCUAUGAUUUUAAAGAUUCUUGUCAAACAUAACAAGAAAAGCCACACAAGGCUUAUGAAUUUUGCCCAAAGAUAUUGUUUGGUUUAACACUGCUAAUGAAAAGGCACUCGUCACUAUAGAAUAGUUUACUAC